AUGUCAGACCCACUCCAGGAUUGCACAGAGAAUGUGCCCGAUGACUUUAUCGCAGGCCCAUCAUUUGAAAUGGGAUCAGAUAUGGUUGAUGCAAUGAGUGUUGGUGGAGACUCACAACAGCGUGCAGAUUCAGAUUCCAGCAUGGCAUCUCACGGUCCCACACCACCUACUCUGCCCUCGCUUGCAGCAGUACCUUCGGUUCACUCUGAUCUUGAUACAUUCAAGAUGGAGUAUCAUCCACAUUCUGGUUGCGCAACCUCUAUAGAGACUUUCUCUGCAUUUGGACGCAAGCAAGACCAACAGCCGCCCAUUGUCGACAAAGAACCCUGGCAGCCAUUCAGCUGUCGUGCAGACUUCAAGUUUGCCAAACUUGCACACAAUGCUGCCCUGAACAAGGACCACAUGGAUGAGCUGUUGCGGCUCAUCUGGAGAAUUGCUAAUGGUCAAGCAAAACUCACAUUCAAGUCCCACCGCGAUGUUUCUUCCGCCUGGGACAGGGCGGCUGGUCAGAUGACACCUUUCAAAAAACAUACUAUCACUGUCCAGCAUAAACGGGAGGACCUCCCAUUUGAUGUAUAUACACGCCCAUUGUGGGACCGGGCCUUGGACUUAUUACAGGACCCAUUACUGGCGCCACACUUUGUUUGGGAUGCACAGCAGUUGUAUAAACACGAUGGGACACAUUACGAGCAUUUCUUUCAUGAACCUUGGACUGCGGAUCAUUGGUGGAACGUCCAAACAAGACACAUCUUUCUUCCAUGGGCACGGUCAAAGCUUACCUGGUCUUCGCUCGAUGUGGGAACUUACCCUGUUCACAUCAGAAAUACUGACGGGCUUGGUGGUGGGCGGAUGGUUGGUUGGCUACUGAUAGUUCCUGAUGAUUCCGAAGAGGAUGGCAAACUGACAUACGGGUUUCUCAAGCUACUCGAAACCAUAAUACUCUACGCCAAGACAGGAACAAAUGUCUUCUGGCAGAUCCCAAAUUCCAACCCUCACGAAACGAUUUUGCAGGACCACCUCCAUGUGUAUCAUAUACGGGAAUGGGGGAAACAUUUAUUUGGCGAGCUCAAACGACAUGCAGCAGCUCUGGGAUGCAGCGCAGAGAAGAAGAUUGACAACCAUGACAGUAACAAACUUCAGGGACAUUUCCAAGAUGAUGAAGCUGGCUAUGAGCUUCUACGGUGCAUAGCUAGCUACCUCCAUAUCAACAUCACAAUCGAAGCAGGAAAAGCUGAGGUUCUGAAGUUUCAGACGCAUUUAGAGAUGCACACCUCAAAGCACAUCUUUGAUGACAUCAUCAUGAAAGGUGCCGCCCGCAACUUCAGUACUAGACCGAACGAGAAGCAGCACGAACUGAUCAAGCAUUGGUAUCUACAGCAGACCAAUCGUAAGGAUAUUGCUAAUCAGAUACUUGAACUUGAUCAUAAGAGCUUUGUUGCUGAAUUCAUUCGCAGCCGUAUUGUGAAUCUUACCAGCCUAGCACAAGUGGAGGAAGACAACAGGUCAAAUCGCGCCUUUGACCAGUUCAGGAAGAAGCUUGUGACAUUUCUGAAUCACUUCCUGCCCUCCCACCACAUACCAUUACCAGAUGGAAUAAGGUGGUUGAAAAUUUCACCACAAGACCAGGUUCAUGAACAUUGCUACCUCAAAGUCCACUAUGAGUCUACUACUACCUGGAAGUUGGCCACCGACUAUCUGCAAUGCAGUCCAAGUUUUCAUGGCCACGAGCGUCGUGACUGCGCUCUAAUCCACACCCAGGACAAGGACGGCAAUGAUAAAAAUAUCUUUGUCAAGUUAUUGUUCGUGUUCAAGCAUACUGUCGGCAAGCGCACCUUAGAUCUCGCUUUGGUUCUUCCCAUGGAUGCUUCACCACGUUGGCGCCUCCUAGAUCAAGACCUGCAACUAACUCAUCUACGUGCAUGGCCCGCAGCUUCAUCUGAAUUUAUCACUCUUCAUUCAAUUAUUCACGGGGCUUUACUUGUCCCAGAUUUUGACAACCAUGGGGAUUAUUUUCUUGUCGACUAUGUGGAUACUGACAUGUUUCUUCGUGUCCAAAGGAACCUUAUUUAG
This is a messenger RNA of Suillus paluster, 2070 nucleotides long. RefSeq lists its product as uncharacterized. Bases 1 to 2070 code for a protein of 689 amino acids. The record is from RefSeq and is a predicted model, not a curated record. The transcript has 15 exons. NCBI's taxonomy places the organism in Eukaryota, Fungi, Basidiomycota, Agaricomycetes, Boletales, Suillaceae.